Solenopsis invicta (red fire ant) is the source of this 566-nucleotide messenger RNA. RefSeq names its product ataxin-8-like. Bases 83 to 544 code for a protein of 153 amino acids. The transcript is spliced from 3 exons. NCBI's taxonomy places the organism in Eukaryota, Metazoa, Arthropoda, Insecta, Hymenoptera, Formicidae. The record is from RefSeq and is a predicted model, not a curated record.
AAUCAUGUGGACGCGCGUUUAUCGAUGAUCUGCGUCUCCACUGUCAUUUGUUUAUGUUCCUGCGACAGCGACGGACAGUGAUAUGGCAGAUAAACAGAUCGUAGUCCGUCAAGGACCUUCCGUGCUCCAACGAAGAUUGGAGCAUAUGGAGAGAAGUAUGGAGGCGAUAGAGAACAUGCUGCAAGAGUGGCGGCAACAGCAGCAGCAACCGCAGCAGCAGAUAGACCGCCUUGAACAAGCGGUCAAUCUGCUGCUGCAAGAACGCCAGCAACAGCAGCCGCAGCAGCGUCAGUUGCAGCAACAGGAGCAACCGCAGCAGCAGCAGGAGCAACCGCAACAGCAGCAAUUGCAACAGCAGGAGCAGCUGCAGCAUACUUACGAGCGGCAGCAAAAUAAUAUCCGUAGAAAUGGACCAGGACAUGGGCGUUCCCGCGCCCGUUGGUACCGCCAACGCGGGAUCUUCAGAGGCAGAGGCGGAAGAGGAAGUAGUAGUGGCGGAAGGGGAAAAGGAACCAUUAUUAUUAACAAAUAUUAUAAUAUUUAAAUAAAAAAUUUAAUAAAAUGAA